CACUAAAGGGUGUUAUUUACAUCUGGUCACGAAAUUCGCAUUCAAAACAUUUCAUCACAAUUUUUUCCGUUGUUUACAACUAAAACACAAAAGCUGGGGGUAUUUGAAAAGAAAGACCUUUAAGCCUGUCAAAACCGCUCCAUGAAUGGUCCACUCCGCCUUGUCAAGCUGACCACACGUGCGAUUGCCUCACUGACGCUGAACAUCCCACAGAGGAGUCGCGGGCUGAAGACCAUGUCCGGUCGGGAUGUCUCCCCCGAGUUGGUUGCGCAGCUGGGGAAGCCGCCCAGGAUGCGCAAGGAUCCAGCAUUCAAAAAGGUGCAAACUCCAGAGUUCCGAAGCGUAUUCACUCCCGAGCUGAAGGAGCUGGAGGCUCUCUUCAAGAAGUACGACUACGAGCUGCGGAUUGCCGGCGGGGCUGUGCGCGACAUCCUGAUGAGUAUUCCACCGAAGGAUAUUGACCUAGCCACCACCGCCACUCCGGAACAGAUGAAGGCGAUGUUUGAAAAGGAGGAGGUGCGGAUGAUUAACGCGAAUGGCGAAAAACACGGAACUAUCACCCCCCGCAUUAACGACAAGGAGAACUUCGAGGUGACCACGCUGCGAAUCGACAUCCGCACCGAUGGACGCCAUGCGGAGGUGAUGUACACCACCAACUGGCAACUGGACGCGAACCGCCGAGACCUGACGAUUAACUCCAUGUUCCUGGGCUUUGAUGGCACGGUCUACGACUACUUCUAUGGCUACGACGAUCUGCAGGAGCGCCGUGUGGUCUUUGUAGGCGAAGCUGACAUCCGGAUCAAGGAGGACUUCCUUCGCAUCCUGCGCUACUUCCGUUUCUACGGUCGCAUAGCCAAGGAUGAGAAGAACCACGAUGAGGCCACUCUGGCUGCUGUAAAGGAGAACGCGGGAGGCCUUGCUAGGAUAAGCGGCGAACGGAUAUGGACGGAGCUGCAGAAAAUAGUGGUGGGCAAUUACGGAUCCGAACUGCUUCUGGAGAUGCACCGUUGCAACCUUUUUGAGCACAUUGGGCUGCCUGUUGAGCCCAACCUGGAGGAAUUCGAGCGGCUUUGUGCAGGCCUGGAGAACUUCGAGAAGCCGCAUUACCCCAUUCUGUACAUAGCAGGGAUGCUGCAUUCCGUGGAUGAUGCCAUGGCAAUGCACAAGCGUCUAAAGCUAUCCGCCUACGAAAGGGACCUGGCUAGGUUUAUCACCCAGGAGCGGGAGAAGGUGGGCACAGAUUACACAACCUUGCGCGACUACCAAAAACUUUGCUUGAAGAAAUACAUCCAACGAGAUUACGUGGAACAGUUACUGAAGUACUCCAACAAACUGGAACUUUAUAAUCAGCUUAAGGCUUGGGUCACACCAGACUUUCCAAUUAGAGGAAACACUUUGGCUGAGCAUGGUCUUAAAAGCAAACGACUUGGUCUUGUUCUAGAUGAACUGAAGCUGCUUUGGGCAGACAGCGAUUUUCAACUUACCCAUAAGGAGCUGCUAACAAAGAUUCCCGACGUCUUGGAAAAGAUACCAAGUUCCCCCAAACGCGUGAAGUAGGAAUUGGUAAUUGAUGCGAAGCACUACUUCGUUGGUGCUCAGAUUUAAUAAAGUUUAUUGGAUUA
Molecule: messenger RNA, 1622 nt
Organism: Drosophila gunungcola (fruit fly)
Lineage: Eukaryota; Metazoa; Arthropoda; Insecta; Diptera; Drosophilidae
Product: CCA tRNA nucleotidyltransferase 1, mitochondrial
Exons: 2
Coding region: 142-1557 (471 amino acids)
Biological process (GO): RNA processing
Molecular function (GO): RNA binding; nucleotidyltransferase activity
Source: RefSeq, a predicted model, not a curated record